GGAGCAGAUAUCGAAGCUCGCGAUAACAGAGGCCAAACGCCAUUACUUUUAGCAGUUAUCAAUGGAUAUACACCUGUCAUUAAGAAAUUACUCGAAUUAGGCGCCGAUAUUGCAACUACAGACUCUAAUGGUCGACACUGUAUGCAUUAUUUAGCUGAGAAAAGUGAUGUUAGCAACAUAUUAGCGUUAUAUGAAAAUGGUACUUCUUUGGACACUGUAGACGAAGAAGGAAAUACGCUUUUGCACAUAGCAGCCAAAGGCAAUCAUCGCGAUACUGUUAAACUAAUUUUACAAGCCACCAAAGCAAAAGAUAUUAAUAUUAGAAAUGCAUUUGGUCAAAAGCCUAUCCAUAUUGCCGCUAAAUAUGGCCAUAACCGUGUUGUUCAUAAUAUGAUUAGGAAUGGUGCUGACAUUAAUAGCAAGUAA
Molecule: messenger RNA, 426 nt
Organism: Trichoplax adhaerens
Lineage: Eukaryota; Metazoa; Placozoa; Uniplacotomia; Trichoplacea; Trichoplacidae
Exons: 2
Molecular function (GO): protein binding
Source: RefSeq, a predicted model, not a curated record